AUGAAAAGAAAUAGUAGUGGUAUUUUAAAUUUUUUCUCGAAAAAAAAAGCUGUCGAUUCUACUUCUACUAUUACUACAAGUGAACCUAUCGAAAAUGACAAUACUGAUAAUCAACAGGUUACACAGCAAUGUAGUUCAGAAUGUUUAGAUAGCACAGUCAAUGAUAUUGCUUUAUUUAUUAACCGUAGUUUGUCAGAUAGUGAAAAAAAUAUAGUGUUAACCAGCUUAUGGGUGCCGCCAAAUACUUACAAUUUUCCUCUAUUAGAAAUAAAUAAAAAAAGAGGACUUAAAUUUCAGCACAAAUGGCUUCAAUCUUUUUCUUGGCUAUGCUACUCUGAGAAAUUUAAUGGUGCAUUUUGUAAAUAUUGUGUGCUUUUUGCUUCUCGCGGUGGUAUUGGAUCUCAACCACUUGGGUUUUUUGUAAUAAAACCAUUUCAAAACUGGAAGAAAUCUAUAGAAAUGUUUUCCAACCAUAGCACAUUGGAAUACCAUAGAACUUCUAUUUUAAAAGCUGAUCAUUUUUUAACCAUUUUUCUUAAGAAUAAACCAUCAAUCAUUGAUCAACUGGAUGAUAAUAGAAUUAAACAAAAGAAGUUAAACAGAUUAAAAUUGACUCCUAUUAUCGAUUGCAUUGUUCUUUGUGGAAGACAAGAAAUAGCUCUCCGUGGACACAGAGACUCUGGCUCUAUUAAUUUUAGUGGUGAACCUCAUGACAAUAAUGAGGGAAAUUUCCGUGCUAUAUUUAAAUAUAAAGCUAAAGACCUAGACUACUUGAAAGAACAUUUAGAAUCAGAUUUUCAAUACAAAUAUAUAAGUCCCAAAAUACAAAACGAAAUUAUUUCUAUCAAUGAAACAACUGAUGUGUCACUAAACGAGCAACUAACAUUAUGUGUUCGAUAUAUUAAGGGUGACGGUGAUGGUGUUGAAAUUCAUGAAAGUUUUUUAAAAUAUGUUGAAAUAAGUAGUUUAACUGGAAAUGAUGUGGCUUGUGCAAUACUUGAAGGCUUAAAAUCUUGUGGUAUUGACUGUUCAAAAAUGUGUGGCCAAGGAUAUGAUGGUGCUGCUAAUAUGUCAGGAAAAUUUAAAGGAGUACAAACAGUGAUAAGAAAUGUUUACCCAAGGGCUUUAUAUGUGCAUUGUGCUGCCCACUCUUUGAAUUUAGCAGUGUCAUCAUCUUGUGAACUUCAGUCUGUUAGGAAUUGUUUGGGUUUAUUGCAAAAAAUGCAUUGUUUUUUCAACACUCCUAAGAGGAACAAUGUACUUUUGGAAAUGAUUGCUAAAAGUGACUUAACCCCUUCUGCCAAGUCACUCAAACAACUGUGUGCUACACGAUGGGUAGAGAGAUACACGGCAGUUAAUGAUUUUAUUGAACUCUUUACAUGUGUUGUAGAUGCAUUAGAUGAAAUAUCAUGUACUUUUAAUGACAUUUCUUCGACAACUGAUGCAGGUAUAUUAAAAAGGGCGAUGGACUCAGAAUUUUUCAUUGCGCUACAAGUCGUUAAGGUGAUGUUUUCAUAUGGAUUACCAUUGUGUAAAUAUUUACAAAAAAGUAAUAUUGAUCUUAAGGAAGCUGUAGAGUUAGCUGAGCCUAAUAUAUCAGUACUUGAAGAAUUUAGGACAAAUAUUAAAAAAGAAUUUAAACUUAUGUUUAAAGAAGCAGAAAAAAUGGCUUUGGUUCUGGACAUGAAUAUAACUGUAAAACGGUUAAAUAAAAGACAACAGAACCGUGCAAAUCCAUUUUCAGACGUGGGAUCGGUUAGUCCAGAAGAUUAUUAUAGAAUAACAAUAGCAAUUCCUUAUAUUGAAUCAUUUAUAAGUAAUUUAAAGGAACGAUUUCUUGUGCAUAAAAAUAUUUUUGAAGGUUUCCAGUGUUUAUUUUCAAAUGAAAUUGAACAAGAAUCAUUUGAAAAACUUGUCAAAUUUUACCUUGACACAGAUGUUCAUAUAGUUAUUGCUGAACUGAAAAUAUGGCAGUCAAAGUUAAGGAAAAUUGAUAAAUUUCCUAAAACGGCUAUAGAUGCAUUACGUUUAUGUAAUUUUGAAAUUUUCCCUAACAUCUACCAACUUUUCAAAAUACUAUGCACCUUGCCGGUCUCUACCUCGACUCCAGAAAGAACAUUUUCAUGUUUGAAAAGACUUAAGACCUAUCUGAGAAACACAAUGACUGAAGACCGUCUUAAUGGACUAACGUUGUUGGCCAUUCAUAAAGAUGUGCCUGUUGAUUCAGAAAAAGUUCUUGACAUUAUGUCCGAAAAAUCGAGAAAAAUCAAUAUUUUAAUUUGA
Molecule: messenger RNA, 2283 nt
Organism: Macrosiphum euphorbiae (potato aphid)
Lineage: Eukaryota; Metazoa; Arthropoda; Insecta; Hemiptera; Aphididae
Source: the annotation of a GenBank genome assembly